Vitrella brassicaformis is the source of this 5018-nucleotide messenger RNA. The record is from the annotation of a GenBank genome assembly. NCBI's taxonomy places the organism in Eukaryota, Vitrellaceae.
CGCUGUCACGAAAGCUUCAGACAUCUCACGGAGCAGAACAACUCUACACUGCCGACCACUGCCCCUACGCGUCAGACAACCAUCGGAGACAACCGUUGCCGUUGCAGACCGCUACGCGAGGUAUCGGUACUGGUUCGCCUGCUCAGAAACAUACACAGCAUUGGGAGUCAUCUACGCACAGUAGAAGACAAUUCUAUCUUCACCUGCUCUCCCCGCUCGAGAUACUCUCGCUGUGGACGCGGAGAAGAUAUAGGUAAGAUAAAGGACAUGUUUCCAGGAGUGAGAAUGUGAGUGUCUUGCUUCAUCUUCCUUUGUCUACCUCGAUAAGGUGCUCAAUGCGCUGCUUCACAACUUUUGGGUUCGGACGGAAGAAACUGUCGGCCAGAAACGUCAGGGAGAGAAGUAAAACUCAAGCAGAACUUUCAAAAAUGUCGUCUACCUCAGCUGCUGCAGAACUUCAGUCACCAACUGCUGGUGGCCGAGUGUCUGCAGACAGAGAAGAAAGAAGGGCCAUAGAUAGUACUUUCCGGUCAAUCUGGAAACGUUGAAAGAGCGGGGUGUACCUUCCGUGCUUUCAUGAUGCGCACGAUUGCAGCUUCGAUCGCAAUAGACCGAUCCUAAGGACGAACAUCGAGAAAAAGACAAACUGAGCGUUAUUACGGCAACAGCGCUUAUAGAGUCUGAAUAUAACCUCCUCGACGCGUUCUGCCGUGCAACCAAAGAAACAAAGUUUAUCAUUGCUUGUGACUGCAAGUUCGGGGGCGUACCGCGAUUGUGAGUUUCUUCGAAGGUAGGUGCCGGUAUCUUCAGCUUUCUGUGGGGACACUGAAAGUUAUCGUUCGGCUUGAAUACGUCCUCUGCACUUAUCUGUUGAGCCAUGGAGCCGGUGUGAGGGAGAAGUGUUUGAGUGUUUGCUGAUCAGCGGACAUAUGUACCGAUUUCUGAUCUGAGUUGUCGGGGUCAGCCUUCACCAGAAUCUUGAACUUGCCAAAACUCAGCGUCGCCACCAGCUUCUUGGCGAAUGAUUCGUCGAUCUUCAGCAGCUUGGUGAUCAUCUCGAACGACAGCGUCUCGUGUGUCUUGAAGAGGAGCAGGAUGCACGCCUGGUAGCUGCAUUUGUAGCAGCGUGGCACAGGUGUCCGGAAAGUCAGGCGAAAGGUGCACAACGUCACCUGUUUGUGAUAAGAUCGUGGCGUUUUUGCAAAUGGGCACUGACUACAGCCGAUCCUGCAAAGGAUACAAAACAAAUUUUCUUACUGCGUGAAGCGGGAUGGGUCCAUGCUUGUGUAUACCUAGCGUGUGAAUCCUGUCCAGACAGAAGGGAAAAAAUGAGGUAAUUCUCAAUGGCAAGGAACCCUUCUGUUGAUUUACCAAGUCAGUCGGCGGUGCUGUGUUUUGACUGCAUCAAGGAGAGGAACGAACAGUGGUGAGGGAACACGUGACAAGGAAGCUUUUUCCCCACCUGCGUAGAACGUGUGAAAGACGCCCAUCGCCUGAAUGAAAAGAACGAAGGCGCAUAUACGGAAAUGGCGACGAGACCGAGACCUCAACGGUCCAACUUUACCUUUUGCAUCUCCGGCGCAAGUGUGACCUGCACAUGAGUGACCAGUCACCCCGGCGCAAGCACGUGAAGGAUUGUGCCGUGGUGCGUGGUGAAGAUGUGCUGGAUUUGCAGCGUGCCUUACAUCGUGAGUCUGGUAAGAGGGCCAAUAGCCCGUCGUCAGAACUUGGACCUGCAGGAAGAGCCACAGCAACGAACGCCUCCACGCCUCCACGCCUGCAUGCGCCACCUGGGCCGAGACAGGGGCUACACUUACCUGGAAGUCAAUCCCGCCGAGGGCCGCGUUUUUGUCGUUGAGUUGGUUGCAGUGGUCCUGAAACUCCCGCUGCGUCUCCUGUGGGAUUAGAAGCCACAGAUAGUGGCAAAGAUUGCCAGUGUGCACAGCUGGGACCCAUCGCAUCCUUCUCACAGCUGCUAGGGACAGGUCGGUGAUCAUGCCCUCCAGCUUCGACGUGAACUGUGCACCGCAUCUGCAACCACGCAUAAAAAUUGCAUUGGUUUCUUGAAGACGAUUUUCACGUUGCUCACUUCAACUUCAGCUUUGCGAUCAUGCUUCGUUCCGCGUCAUCGGAGGCGCUGGUCUCGUACAACAAGCGCUUCGCCAGCUGGUUCCUGUCAGAAGACGGGCGGGAGCUUUCAUGAAGAGACAGCUGUCGCGUGCCAAUGGGAAAACCUGUAGAUGUCUGCGAACAGAUCCUUGUCCGUCAAAUAUGAGAACAGCUCAACGAUCUUGUUGAGCGAUGUCUCAACUUGUUCCUCAGACAACUUGUCACCUGAUCGAGGGGACACUCACGAUGACUCACGCCACACUACCAUCGCAACCGCCUUACCAGACUUGCGAAGGAUACGGUCGCAGAACGUUGACAUCAGUUGCGCAAACGAGUACUUGCCGACCUCCUGAUUGAUGAACGUCUCAAACGCUGAACAGGUGAACGAAUGCGAGGUGAUGAAAGUCAUCACCCAGGGUCAAUCGACGAGUUCUCCCCCAUGGUUACCUUCUUUCAGAGCCUUCUGGAAAAUUGAAUCGGAUCCGAAGCACUCUGUGACCGUGGACUUAUGCUUGUCAUGCAGAUCCUGUGACGAGCGUUUGUCAAGUGAAAAUGACUCAAGCCCUGCGAGAAACGUGCUUCGGGCUCACCAGCAUGCUCUGGAUGAAGGAUGGGUCCUGAUACACAAUGUAAAAGAUCAAAUAGAUCAGAUAUCUGUUUUUCUCACUUGUUCUUCUUCCAAGGGGUGGAUUGUGCGUACCGAAACGUCUGCUUUGGUGGCGUUCUUGAGUUGCUCCACCUUCUCGUCGACCACCGCCGUGCCGCGACCCUUGACAUACUCGCAGAACUGCUUGGCCACAGGCGCCAGCCCUGAUAAGAGCCCCGAUCAGGAUCAAAGGGUAAUGUGCCUGUUCGGUCUGCUUCACUGCCUGCCAUACCAUCCUCGACCAGCGAGAAGAGUCUGUGCAUUCUCGUCAUGUCCUGGCACAGACAGGACGCGACGCGUUAAUUCGUUUCAAGAGGGAAGCAACGCGACUCUGUACCUCGGUCUUGUCAUUGGACAACAGGAACGACAGCGACGUCUCUUUCUCCUAAUUGCCCGCAAUUGCAGCGUAAACCCCAACAGAUUGGGAUCAAGUACCAAGAUUGGACGUUUCAGCUCUACUGACCAGCAGACGCAUCUGUGGCUGCGCUAGAAGUGCUUGUAUGACGACGCUCUUCAGCUUGACGUUAGUGGACCUGGCAUGAAGCAGCGUCUCUUUUAGUUUCCCAGUCUCCAAUUCCAUCAUGCUCACCUGUGGAGGUACCGGUUGACGCGAUCCUCUUCUGACUUUAAUGCCUCCUGCAAGUGGACGGAACUACUGUGCUUGGAUGGAAAGGCGACUGCCCUCUUUCAUACCUCCACUUUCCGCAGGUAUUCGGGAAAACUGUCCUCCGAGAUCCAUCCAGACGACUGCCGUGUGAAGUGUUCUUGACUUGCGGGCAGGAAUUGCUCCUACAGAGGCCAAGAUGCCGAUUACAUGCAUGAUUGGGCAGUAGAAUACGGCUCACCUCAAACUCCCGUGUGUACACCUGUGGGCGAACGACCAUAGAACACUUAGGUGUACACACGGGAUGUUCAGUGGAUUGGGCUUACGUCCAGACUGCCGUUUCCGAGUCCAAUGUACAUGUCGAUAACGCCUGUACAUGUCGGUAACAUGGUUUCACACUAAGGAUGAGCUUGGGUCAGAGUAAUGAGUGUCUAUACCCUUGAUCAGCUCCUGGUCGAUCUUGUCCCCUGCAAUGAAACACAGUUGGACGCAUAUGUAUGCUCUGUGGGCUUCUCGCUGGCAAGGGCGCUUGUCAACCUGUGCGCUCUCGGUUGAUGCACGCCAGGAUGGCGUUUCGUACAUCUUUCUUCACCUCCUCGAACACCUGAAACCGGAUAAGCCAGCAGCUAAGGUGAUCUGAGGUGCGUCUACGAAUGGGUGUCUCACGAGUUGGUAGAAGAUGGAAAUCCCACGCUGAUGCAAAGGCUCGACGCUCUGCAGCUUGACGUAGUAUCGGUCCUGCAGCCAAGCGUGAAUCAGCACUCCAGUAAGCAAAUGGAAAGGAUAGGCCAUGCCAGCUGACGUACCAGGUACGUGAAGAAGCGAUCCAUCCACUUGAUGUACAUCUUGUGGUUCUCCCAGCGUUUCAACAGCUCCUGAAGCAGGUAGACGUCUUCACGCUGCUUGAGCGCCGGCAAAAUCUACAGCAGGCAUAGCGAUGGGGGCAUCAGUGCGUACUCCAGUGAUUGAUUGCCGUGUGCACCUCAUUUACCUUCUCCUUCACGUAUUUCGAGAUAGACUCCCCAUACCGCUUGUAUAGCUGCUCUGACCAGUUGUUGGGUGUCCGCUGCGUACACAUGUUAUAGACCGUCCUGUAGGGGCAAGAGGAGAGCAGUGCGGCACCAGUGAUGCACCUCGCCCUGUCCUCCAUCUGGCACUCACGUGUACAUCUCUGAGUACUCGGCCCUUGUGAAGAUGGCACAUUUGCGUGCGUCCCCUGCAGCAGCAGCAGAUGAGUUCGACGAACCACCGGCGACCUCUCGAGUCUUCCCGGUAUCCAGGUACUCCUCGAGCACCCUGAUGCCGUUCUCGUUGAGGGUCCGCCAUCCUGAAAGAGCGUGCGUCAGACAAGCACUGAGCUUGGGGCGCUUGGGGCGGUUGGUGGUCGAAGCGAGGUCUGCGUACCUGACUCAAGUGGGACGAUGGACAUGCUUGCUUCGCGCUUGGCCACACCGCGUCUUGUCUAUGGCGUCAACCGUGUGAGGCCGGGCAAGUUCCGAGGCAGAACAGAACGAGAUCCGCAAGCGCGACACUCGCUACUGAUUUGAAUGCACACGAUAUGAAUGUGGCACUUCUCCAGGAACGAACGAACGCCUCAGAGAAGGCACGCGACUGGCCCGCCGGAAAGAGUCUGCCACACACAGAGAAGGGGGGGAUCGG